Molecule: messenger RNA, 348 nt
Organism: Ostreobium quekettii
Lineage: Eukaryota; Viridiplantae; Chlorophyta; Ulvophyceae; Bryopsidales; Ostreobiaceae
Source: the annotation of a GenBank genome assembly
AUGGCGGCGGGCUCUUGCGACAUUGGUUUGUGUGGUUGGAAGAUUCAUUAUUUUUUGCGGGGGGGCUGUCCGCCAGCAGGGGCCUCCUUCGACGGCGGCGACAAGUGUUGGUGCAACACCGGUGCUCAUGAUGAGAAUGGCGGCAAGAGAGGAAUAGGAAGCUGCUUCCAUCGAGGUUCCCAUGCAUGGAACGACAGAUACACUGCAAAGUUUGGGCCAUCGGGACUCUGGCUGGGGACCAUGCGGCUGCCCUGUGUGACGCUGGAUGGAAGCUGUGGUGUGGAUUAUUCACAGCUGCCUGCUGCUGCAGUCGGUGCGGCAGAGGCCUGCAGGGUUCACAUUCUUUGA